AUGGGUUUCUCUCAAAAAUGGGGUUGUGUGAUUCUGUUAGGGCUUGCCAUUGUCUUCCACUUGAGUGCAUUUGCUCUUGGAGAUGGCAAUGAUGAAACAACUCGGUGGGGUGAUGACUGUCGGUUUAGUCGGAGGAGAGAUUGUGAUGGCCGUGGAGGAUUUGGGCGUGGUGGUAGGGGUAUUGGCGGAGGAGGCGGGUUUGGUGGGGGUGGAGGGAGAGGUGGUGGUUUAGGAGGUGGCCGUGGGGGAGGACUUGGUGGUGGAGCGGGAGGAGGUGUUGGAGGUGGAGGAGGACUUGGUGGUGGCGGUGGAGGCGGUGUUGGAGGUGGGUCAGGUCAUGGUGGUGGGUUCGGAGCUGGGGGAGGAGUAGGUGGUGGAGCCGGAGGUGUUGGUGCUGGUGGAGGAGGAGGCAGCGGUGGUGGCGGAGGUGGUGGUGUUGGAGGUGGUUCCGGUCAAGGGAGUGGGUUUGGAGCUGGAGGAGGAGUAGGUGGUGGAGCUGGAGGAGUUGGUGUCGGUGGGGGUGGAGGUGGUGGUAGUGGAGGCGGUGGUGGUGUUGGAGGUGGAUCUGGUCAGGGAAGUGGGUUUGGAGCAGGGGGAGGAGUUGGUGGUGGAGCCGGAGGAGUUGGUGUCGGUGGUGGUGGAGGUGGUGGUAGUGGGGGCGGCGGCGGUGUUGGAGGUGGAUCCGGUCAUGGAAGUGGGUUUGGAGCAGGGGGAGGAGUUGGUGGUGGAGCUGGAGGAGUUGGUGCCGGUGGAGGUGGAGGAGGUGGUGGUGGAGGUGGAGGUGGUGGUCUUGGAGGUGGUUCCGGCCAUGGAGGCGGCUUUGGAGCUGGGGGAGGAGUAGGUGGAGCCGGAGGUGUUGGUGCGGGUGGCGGCACUGGCGGUGGUGGUGGCGGUGGCAUUGGAAGUGGCUCCGGUCAUGGGGGCGGCUUGGGAGGUGGGGGAGGGUUAGGUGGUGGUGGUGGUUUAGGUGGAGGAUCAGGUGUUGGUAGUGGUGGUGGAAAAGGAGGAGGUUUCGGAGUCGGGAUAGGCAUCGGAAUUGGAGUUGGAGUGGGCGCCGGUGCCGGCAAAGGAACUGGUAGUGGCUCCGGUAGUGGUGGCGGUGGUGGAAGGUGA
This is a messenger RNA of Lactuca sativa (garden lettuce), 1113 nucleotides long. Lineage: Eukaryota; Viridiplantae; Streptophyta; Magnoliopsida; Asterales; Asteraceae. The record is from RefSeq and is a predicted model, not a curated record.